AUGCUGGCUAGCAAGCUGGAUGAUAUCCAUGGAAAGAGGAGAGCGACAAACGAUAGCAGCCGAACGACUACAGCGAACAGUCCAACGUCGCUGAAGAGUGCAUCGUCGGUGUCUGGCGACAGUGGUCUUGUGUUGGACGAUCAACAAACAGCGACGACGACGGCACGAAAACGGAGUACCGGGGGUAAUGCUCAACAAUUUCAGCACGGCUCGGAUACUGCUGCCGUAGCAGUAUCAGCAGAACACUCUCAGAAUGACAUGGAGGAUGAGCCCGCAGCGAAUUCCAAUCACAUCACCUCUGCUCACACAGGUGUAAGCGCAGUCUUGCAACAACUUGAACAACUCAUCAUCUCAGACGAUUGGAUCAACAGGAAUCAACCUGUUGUGACGCUCAGUGACGGCGCAUCGUCGAAAACGACGAAUGUCAAAUCAAGAUCGGAAGGACCACGUCUCAGUGAUCUUGGUCGUACACUAGUAACGUCGUCAUCGUUGAAGUCCUACAUCGACCUUUUGGGCGCUCAACACCGGCAGAGUAUAGCCGCAUGGCUGUACGGCAACACAUCGCUGACGCUGUCGAAUUUAUUUCGUUUUCCAGAUGGCAAUUUGUAUUGUUCAGAUACAGAAUCAGCAUUAACCAAUUCUUUGAAGAAUGGAAUAGGUUUUGCGGUUCGACUCGCACUUCGUGCCAGAUAUGGUGUGGAACGCUUGGCACAAGGCUGGAAGACAUUCGCAGAAAUGGGCGCACCCGUAGUGUAUGUUUCACCAGCCGUUCAUCUUGAUCUGAAAAUGUAUUUGGCGAACGAAUUGGCGAUUUCGGAUGUGGUAGAGUUGCCGAAAGCUGAAGGUGAUCUGUCGAAUGUGGAAGGGCGAAUUGAUUUGAUCGCAUUCGAACGGCAAUUAGAUGCCGAUUUAGCGGCGGGUAAACAACCAUUACUAGUGAUUGGUGUGGUUGGUUCACCGAUCCUUGGCCAGAACGAUGUUAUCAGUCGCUUGUUGGAGUUGAGACGCACGAAGUGCACGUUUUGGAUUCAUGUGGUUGGUCAGGGUUUGGCAGCGCUCGGCCUAAAAGAACCGAACAAAAUGUUAGUGGAAAUUCUAUGCAAAGUGGACAGUGUGACGAUACCGUUAGCAAUGUGGCUCGGCAUACCGGCUGCACCGGUUGUAACGUUAUAUCGUGCAGUGGAAGGCUACAAGCCGUCCUAUCGCGAGAAGUUAGAUGCGUUGCCGUGGUGGGUUGCCACACAGCAUUUGACACCGAAACGAAUAACACUGGCCAUUGAGAACGCUUAUUUUCUGAGUAAAGCAAUGCUGAAAGGUUUAUCAGCGUUUUCGGAGAUCGAAAUUCUUGGUAUCGAAAAUCCAGCAGAUUUCGUGAAUCGCGUUUAUAAAGGACAAUAUUUUCCGUUGAACGUUCUCAUCUUCAAAUACAGAUACGCCGAAUUGGAUUACCUCAAGAAGGCAAGUUUGAGAAAAAUAACGAAAUGUUCGUUGACGCCGUCGUCGUCGUCGUCGUCUUCAAGCGUGAAUGAAGCAAAAAAUGAGGACGUCACUAGUGAAGAAGACGCGUUCGAAAAGGAAUAUCGUGAGGCGUUGGAAUAUGCAGAUUCGUUGAACUGUUGGCUUGGCCAAGGUCUUAUAACAGAAUGCGCUAAUUUGGGCUUACAAAUGGUUCAAUUACGUGGUGGUUAUGGAACAGCGUUUCGAUUUUGCCCGCUGGAAAGUGCAGCUGCGAACUCAACAGCGGUUGAACACAUCCAGAAGUUUGUGGGGCAGUUAGAAACAACGCUGAAUAUUGUUGGGUCGACGGUGUCCGCGCGGAAACGUUUCGAGCACCUGAAAGAGCAGUAUCCAUCGUUGGCGAUAUUCCCCAUCAAGAAAUGGGCCGGUGUGGGCGCGGUUUGUUAUGUACCGUCGAUAGUGAAGGAGACAAGUGCAGAGGAAUGGAACGAAAAACAGAAACAACAGGUGUCGCAUUUGAACAUCGAAUUGGUGCAUUCAUUGCGUGCAUUGGACAGUGCAUUUGCAUCGGGUGAAUGUGAUAAAUUCGGUGUUACGUGUGUGAAAUUUGGUAUGUUGUCGGACGAGAAGGACUUGAACGAUUUGAUGCGUCUGGUGGCCGAACGAGGCAAGGAGAUUGAACAGUCACAGCAGUAUAUGGACAGCUUAGCGGAGAUGAUUCGACAAGGAAUUGAAGCGGCCAAUGAGGAUCUGAAACGAGAGAACGACGCACGUAUAAUGCAAGAGGGGGUGAUGCGUCAAAUUCCGUUGAUGAGUUCAUUGGUCAACUGGUUUUCGCCAUUGGACAGAGAGGCGCAGAACAUCAAGGGACGUUCGUUCGAUUUGAAAACUGGUCAGAUUCACUCGACAGAUAUCUACUACAGACAUCAUAAAAGGCAGAGUGUUGACGAGCAGCAACUAUCGAACGUGGCCUCACAAGAGCCACACCUAAGUCAUAUGACUGGUGGUGAUAGCAGCGAUGCAAAACAGGCAGCAGCUGACGAGUGCGAUCAGGUGGAGAGCGCAGCAGAAGGGCAGGAGACGAGCGGCUCUGGUUCAGGCCUCAAAGAGCAGCAACCUAGACGCCUCUCGAGUGCAGCGCAUAGAAGAACGCCUGAGAUCGGUAUCGCUCAAAACAGUGCCAACGUGUCAUCCUCGGAAGCAGAGAAGGAUGUUCAAUAA
This is a messenger RNA of Anisakis simplex (herring worm), 2679 nucleotides long. Lineage: Eukaryota; Metazoa; Nematoda; Chromadorea; Rhabditida; Anisakidae. The record is from the annotation of a GenBank genome assembly.